AGCAAAUACUACCCAGCUAGAUUGAACACUAGCAACUGUGUCUAUCGCGCAAUAAUCACUAUAUAAAGUCAGAAAAUCGGCUCAAAUUUUAUCCAGUGUCGAAUUGAAAACUCAGUAGUGAACAAGCAUUUCGAGCAAGUACUUCCGAUAGUGCCAAGCAUUUCCAUUAACCAACAUGUUUAAGCUGGUUCUCAUCGCAGCUCUAAUUGUAGCAGCAUAUUCUGCCCCCGCUGACAAAUCUAAUCAGAUGAAACAGGAUCGACUCGAGCCAUCUGAGACAUCAUGGAACGCAGCGUGGGCCAAUCCUGCAAACCCCAAUGCUGCGUGGCAGAAUCCAAACUCCUGGGGUUCGCAAAACUGGAAUCGAUGGAAUAACCCGUCCACUGACCCCCGUUGGAAUCGUUGGGGAUCCGGAGCGGAACCAUGGAACCGUUGGGGAGCCAAUUCCGGAUGGAAUCAGUGGAACCGACCUGGAGCAUGGCCGGCUACAGGAGCUGCUAGUGCCAAUCGUGGAUGGAACCCGUGGUAAAUAGAAAAAACGCACGCAAUGAGACAGAUUGUCAACUUCACAAAAAUAAGGCUAUGGUUUAUGUACAGUAUUUUUUUUCUCGAAUAUAUUUAGCGUUUACUGAAAA
Molecule: messenger RNA, 635 nt
Organism: Wyeomyia smithii (pitcher-plant mosquito)
Lineage: Eukaryota; Metazoa; Arthropoda; Insecta; Diptera; Culicidae
Product: bifunctional endo-1,4-beta-xylanase XylA-like
Exons: 3
Coding region: 176-529 (117 amino acids)
Source: RefSeq, a predicted model, not a curated record